GAAGGGAGAGAUGCAGUAGAAUAACCAGCCCAUUGGCUUUCCCUUUCUUUUUAAAUUUUCAUCUCAGCCUUUCCUGCGCCUCUGCGUUUCAUUUGUUUGCUUUACACCUUUAGAACAGCUCAUAUCUACUUUCAGCGUGAAUUCCUGAAAAGAUGAGGGAAGGUGUUGUGACAGUGUGGAUGCUCGCGGCUCUUGUUCUGCAUCUUGCCAGUCUUUCCGUCUCCGCUGGAAGACCUGUCCUCACCGAUCAUUUUUUGGUUGACUUACGUGAAGGAGGAGAAGCCGAAGCCGAGCAACUUGCGGCGGAAUAUGGCUUCAGUGGGACAAGAAAGCUACCUUUUUCCCAAAGUUUAUACCAUUUUUACGGAAAUGGAAUCACCACAUCCCGAAGUCGACGCAGUGUCAAUAAAAAGAAACAUUUAGCCAUGGAUCCCAAGGUAAAUAAAGUGGAGCAACAAGAAGGUUUCCACAGGAAAAAACGAGGAUACAGAGACAUCAAUGAUAUUGAAAUUAACAUGAACGAUCCAUUAUUUACAAAACAGUGGUACUUGAUCAAUACAGGCCAAGCUGAUGGGACACCUGGACUUGAUCUUAAUGUCGCGGAAGCAUGGGAACUUGGAUACACAGGAAGAGGGGUUACCAUAGCAAUUAUGGAUGAUGGAAUUGAUUAUCUGCACCCAGAUCUUGCCUCCAAUUACAACGCAGAGGCAAGCUAUGACUUCAGCAGCAAUGAUCCCUACCCGUAUCCUCGAUAUACAGACGACUGGUUCAACAGCCAUGGGACCCGAUGUGCAGGAGAAGUGUCAGCAUCUGCCAACAAUAAUAUAUGUGGAGUUGGAGUGGCUUAUAAUUCCAAAGUGGCAGGCAUUCGAAUGCUGGACCAGCCCUUCAUGACUGAUAUAAUAGAAGCUUCAUCCAUCAGUCACAUGCCCCAGGUUAUUGACAUAUACAGUGCAAGCUGGGGUCCUACUGAUGAUGGCAAGACGGUUGAUGGACCAAGAGAACUAACUUUACAGGCAAUGGCAGACGGUGUGAAUAAGGGUCGUGGUGGCAAGGGAAGCAUCUAUGUCUGGGCAUCUGGAGAUGGAGGAAGUUAUGAUGACUGCAACUGUGACGGCUAUGCAUCAAGCAUGUGGACUAUUUCCAUAAACUCUGCUAUUAAUGAUGGACGCACUGCCCUGUAUGAUGAGAGUUGCUCCUCAACUCUGGCCUCCACUUUUAGCAAUGGUAGAAAAAGAAAUCCAGAGGCUGGCGUGGCUACAACAGACUUGUAUGGAAACUGCACUUUGCGUCAUUCAGGAACAUCUGCAGCCGCACCAGAAGCAGCUGGAGUAUUUGCAUUGGCCCUGGAGGCUAACCCAGGUCUGACAUGGAGGGACUUGCAGCAUCUCUCAGUGCUAACAUCGAAAAGGAAUCAGCUUCACGAUGAAGUGCACAAAUGGCGUAGAAACGGAGUCGGUUUGGAGUUCAAUCAUUUGUUCGGCUAUGGCGUACUUGAUGCUGGAGCUAUGGUUAAAAUGGCCAACGAGUGGAAAACUGUUCCGGAAAGGUUUCAUUGCAUUGGAGGAGCCAUACAAGAGCCAAGGAAAAUACCUUCUGAUGGGAAGCUGAUCCUUACUCUUUCAACUGAUGCCUGUGAAGGAAAAGAAAACUUUGUUCGCUACCUGGAGCACGUUCAAGCAGUUAUAACCGUCAAUUCCACUCGGCGAGGGGACUUGAACAUCAACAUGACAUCACCAAUGGGAACUAAGUCCAUUUUAUUAAGUCGUCGUCCUAGGGAUGACGACUCAAAAGUUGGUUUUGAUAAAUGGCCAUUUAUGACAACACACACAUGGGGGGAAGAUCCAAGAGGGACUUGGGUUCUAGAAGUUGGGUUUGUUGGGAGCAUACCAGAGAAAGGUGUUUUAAAAGAAUGGACACUGAUGUUACACGGCACUCAAAGUGCCCCCUAUAUAGACCAAAUAGUUAGAGAUUAUCAGUCUAAGUUAGCAAUGUCCAAGAAAGAAGAGCUGGAGGAGGAACUAGAUGAAGCAGUAGAGAGAAGUCUCAAGAGCCUUUUGAGCAAGAACUAGCACUAUUCUGCAUGUCUGUAUUAUGUUUAUAUUCUCCAUUAUUUUCUGUUAAUCUUUUCAACACCUUUACCAAGUAUAAUUUCCUCGCUGUGUUACAGUAAUGGAAUCUUUCUAGAUAUUUUCUUUUGUGUAGAAAAAAAAUAAAUAUAUAAAUAUAUAUAUAUUUUUACAAUUUGACCCCUAAUAACAAUUUCAAAUUAUAAUAUGCAAUCUGUGCCAGUGUAUUAUUUUUUGCUUGUUUCAUAAUACUUUCGUUGCUGAGCAACAGAAACCAAGGCGAUAUUUAUCAUCGGUUUCAACACUACACAAUUUUGAAGUUUUACCGGAUACUACUUUGAAAUUGUGUAUGCAAAUGUAUUUUGAUACUAAAAACAAGAAUUCCAGUCAUUAAUCCUCAAACGUCUCUGAGAUUCAUAUUAUCAUAUAAUUAGAGAAUAGUAUAUAUUAUAAGAUUCAUUUAGAAAUCGAAUUGUUAAAACUGCCAGUUAACAUUUUCAUCCAAGCACAAUAAUUGUAAACAGGGUUGGAGCUAUUGUUUAGGGGGACCCAUCCAUUACAGGAGGGUUAGGGCCCAAAUCUGAGCUAACGUAAGUCAUGUAGCUAAGUUAUGACCCAACCUGCAGCCCUCUAGCUAUUCAACUAUAUCCACCAAAUUUUGGUGGUUAUUAGUGAUGGGCGAAUAAAUUUGGCAGGCGCAAAUUCGCGGCGAAUUUCCAUGUUUUGAUGCCGGUGAAUAAAUAAACUACAGCAAGAAUUUGCAGGUAAAAAUUCCGCCAUGUCAAAAAAAAAUUGUCGCUCGUCAAAAUUGAUGAGCAUUAAAAUAAUUUUGACGCCCAUUGACUUCAAUGUGUUUCGUGAAUUUUUCACCAUUUCCCAAAUUCCACGGAACACAUUUGCCCAUCACUAGUGGUUAUCAGUGGUAUCCUGGGUAUUGUAAUCAAGAAAAGUAAAGUAAAGGGAAACCAGUAGGUCGAUCCUCCCCUGAUGAACAUGGCCUUAGGCUGAAUUAGUCUUACAGGCCAUGGAACUCAGAAGUGUUUUUUCAUAAAACACAGGUUAAUUGACAUCACUAAGCACUGAUUAUAAAUGAUAGCAUCACUAAGCACUGUUCAUAAGUAUAUCUUUUACAGGUUUAUUGUGACUUUUUUUGUAUUAUACAGAAAUAACUAACAAAUCUGACACAUUUGCUCUAUUGUGUACUUAUAUCAACAUUUUUCCCCAAGGAAAUGCCCCCUCUACUCUACCCUAAAUCAGUCUUGCUUAUUUAUUACCUCAAAGUAAUGAUAAGGAAGGACAAGGAAUAUCCUACACCCUGUACUGUAAGGAUUCUCUUCAUGUCUACUGUCAUAAAGUAUAUGUAUAAAGGUAUAUUAAAUUAAACAUUUUAUAUGUGGACAGAUGUAUUUUAUUUGGAGAUAUUAUAAUAACCAAAGUAAUAGUUUUAUUUUGUGUCUAAGAAGGAAAAAAAACAAUGGCCACAUGCAUGUGUAUUUAAUAAAUAACAUAGAAUAUUUGUUUUCAGAUUUUAAAAAAAAACAUUCUGUGAAAAUAUCAGAUGAUCCUGUAGAGCUGAUUUGCAUUCUUGUUUUGUCAGAAUAUUAAAUGUCUUAUGUAGCAAGAA
Xenopus laevis (African clawed frog) is the source of this 3693-nucleotide messenger RNA. RefSeq names its product proprotein convertase subtilisin/kexin type 2 L homeolog (gene pcsk2.L). Gene Ontology annotation, biological process: protein processing; peptide hormone processing; proteolysis. Gene Ontology annotation, cellular component: neuron projection; membrane; extracellular region. The record is from RefSeq and is marked provisional. NCBI's taxonomy places the organism in Eukaryota, Metazoa, Chordata, Amphibia, Anura, Pipidae. Gene Ontology annotation, molecular function: serine-type peptidase activity; serine-type endopeptidase activity.